Messenger RNA from Paraglomus brasilianum, 496 nucleotides. The record is from the annotation of a GenBank genome assembly. NCBI's taxonomy places the organism in Eukaryota, Fungi, Glomeromycota, Glomeromycetes, Paraglomerales, Paraglomeraceae.
AUGGUCAAUGCUAAUACACAGCUUUAUAAAAAAGCCACCACCUUUGAAAAAUGUCCCACUUAUAUAGCCGACCCACUUACCGUCACAAUUUCACCUGAUCCUUUCGUUCUUGGUAAACCCAAUACAUUUACCAUUUCCGGUAAAUUAUCAGCAGACAUCAAUAAUCAGACCGUAGUUGAGAUUUCAUUCGCUGAUAAGUUUGAGAGUCUCUUGGAACCAAUGUCCACGUCUCCAGUUUGCACCCAAUGUCCAAUUUCAGCUGGAAGUCAAUUUAGUACGGUAGCAACAGUUAAUGUACCAGCGUCAUUACCUGAUAUAUAUAGCGUUAUGAUUGAGAUAACGGACCGACUUAAUCAACCCCCAAAGCUUCUUGGCUGUGCUUACUAUAUCAGUACCUCCACUACUAUUACUACUAGCGCUAGUUCUAGUGUACCAACUAAAACGGCAAGUGGUUAUCCUACUGCUGCAACCUCUGGGAGCGAGAAAAUCGAACGGA